Oncorhynchus tshawytscha (Chinook salmon) is the source of this 4263-nucleotide messenger RNA. Its product is annotated as CUE domain-containing protein 1. Gene Ontology annotation, molecular function: ubiquitin binding. Bases 899 to 2116 code for a protein of 405 amino acids. The record is from RefSeq and is a predicted model, not a curated record. NCBI's taxonomy places the organism in Eukaryota, Metazoa, Chordata, Actinopteri, Salmoniformes, Salmonidae. The transcript has 12 exons.
GGUGUGUUGUUCUUUGUUUCUGGGACAACAUGAUGCAGACUCUGUGCCUCCGACCGGCAGACAUUGUUUUCAUAGCUCUGGUUUACUACAAUCAGCUAACACAGGCACAGUUUCGUGGAGAUCCCUCUGUUGCAAUAAUUCGGACUUUCAAAACACGGUCACUGAAGAGAGUCAUCCACAAUCUGUUUGGCAAUAAAAAUAACAUUGACAGAAGAAAUCACCGUCGUAGUUCCCCUUCGGAAACCAUUUGUCUGCUUUUCAAUGACAAUGUGUGAAAAUUCCUUCUCCAGUCUGAAGAAAGUAUAGCAGUGAACACCGACUCAGCAUGUUACAUCAACGAAAAGCCAAGCUUGUCGAGCUGGCAUUUGAAAGAGACCUGACAAGUACAUUUCUCCAGGAAGGAGAAUGGAAUCAAACUUCACACGAGAUUCAACACCGCAUGGAUGAGGCUGCAACUCAUCUAAAUGGAUGAGGAAAAUCCAGGCACUCAGAGACGACUCCUGGCUAUCGUCCUAGUCAAGGAUUCUGUGAACUCUGCUUUCUGUUUCAGCUGUGGAGAGGUAACCUGAAGGCAUUGACUGUUUUGGACCAGAGAUUCCGGUCCCCGUACCAGAAACUUGUGACGGGACGGAGGAGUGGACACAAACUAAGAACCCUCUUCGCUACAGCCAGCUGUGUUGGAUGCAGCUGAAUAACAAGCUGAGAAAAAGAAAGAGCAUUGGACUUUCCUUCUCCAUUCAGAGGACUGCCAUCCAUGUGGUGGUAUGAUGAGACUGUGAGUCAGGAGAAACACAAUCAGACGGGAUCAGAUUGAUAGAGGGAGAGAAAGAAAGGUAGAGGAGUGAGUGUCAAGGUGCCCUCCUGACCCCAAGGUGAUAGCACCAGUCAAGGCAGCAGGAUGACCAGCCUGUUCAGGCGAAGCAACAGUAAUGGAGGCUCCGGUGGGGGAGGAGGAGUAGGAGGUGGUGGUUCUUCCCCAGGAGAGCUCAACAACAGCCGGCCUAACCGACAGGUGCGGCGCCUGGAGUUCAACCAGGCCAUGGAGGACUUCAAGAUCAUGUUCCCCACCAUGGAUUACGAGGUCAUCGAGUGCGUCCUGCGCUCCAACAACGGGGCGGUGGACGCCACCAUCGACCAGCUCCUCCAGAUGAGCAUCGACGGAGAGGGAUCGGAUGACAGCUCUGACUCCGAUGAUAGCAUCCCACCAGAGAUUCUGGAGAGGUCAUUAGAACCUGACAGUUCUGACGAGGAACCUCCCCCCAUCUACUCACCGCCCACUUAUGACAUGCACAUCUACGACAGGAAGUACCCCGAGGCCCCGCCCACUCCUCCACCCAGGUUUGAGGCCCAGCUCCCGCCAGGUCACCGGCAGGUCCGCAGCUACAGGAACUGGAAUCCACCGUUGCUUGGCAACCUGCCAGAUGAUUUCCUGCGGAUCCUGCCACAGCAACUGGAUAGUGUACAGAGCUCACAGAGCAGUCUGUCCCAGCCUUCUUCUUCCUCCUCUCUGUCCUCCAUCGUCCAGCAGACAAACCAGGGAGGUGUCUCCAAGCCAGGGACUGGUGGAGCCCUAGGGGCACCUGGAGGGCCCGGGGGCAUGGCUGGGGUAGUCACGGAGCAGGAGCGUAAACUGAAACAGUACCUGGAUGAUGAACGCAUCGCUCUGUUCCUCCAGAACGAGGAGUUCAUGAGGGAGCUGCAGCGCAACCGCGAGUUCCUUGUCGCCCUUGAGAGAGAUCGCUUGAAGUACGAAUCAAAGAAAUUCAAGUCCAAUCAUUCAUCCUCUUACAUGGAGAAUUCCACAGCAGGAGAGCACUGUGUUUCGAGGUCGAUGGAGGCUUGUACUGCUGUGUCAGAUGAUGCCAUGUUCAGAGACAAACUAAAACACAUGGGCAAAUCAACAAGAAAGAAGCUGUUUGAAAUCGCCAGAUCAUUCUCUGACAAGACAAAGAGAAGAAAGUUAAAAAGAAGAACGCUCCUGAAGCACCAGUCACUGGGCACAGCCAACUCCACAGCCAACCUCCUGGAAGAUGUGGAGGGAAGCCCAGAAGAUGGCCAGCCCAGAAGAUCAGACACUCAGGAAGACGAUGUGCCACACAAGGAGCCUUUGUCAUGAUUCUCCAAGGCUGCACCACAUCAGGGUUUCCAUGGUGACAGCAGAAUGACCCAUGGCUGGUGGCCACGCAAUACUUUGGCUCCCUCCCCUAACACAGGCCAGCCAAUCUCAGGCCCAGAAGUGACCUGGGACCACCCCCUCGCCCAGGAGGAGAGGAAGCAGACUGCUACCACCUCUCCUUAACUCUGACUGUUCAUAACCGCAUUGGAUUACCAUUAUAAUCUCUGUAUUAUAACUCUUCAUUAAUAUAUGAUUUCAUAUGUAAAGGGAAGAUGCAUUAGUCUUUUGACAGUUCUUUUUGUUGUUGUUGUGUCAGCUCCCUUUUAUCCCCAUUGCAGAAGGCAUGGCAGCCCUGCUGGUGAUGAUCUUAACAUAUGGACUCAUCUCGUGUUACCACUCUAAUCUCUUUGAUAUGGCUGGGGUAGGUCACUCUAGAGCCAAAGUGUGCACAAGCACCUCUGAAAUGGCCCAUAAUAAAUCAUGUUCACUCCCAGUACCCAUGUGUUGCUAUGCCCAUUUGGUCACAGUUUUAAACAGACAGUAACCAGUGAUGAUGUGGCAAGUUUUCAACUAGAAUCACAGCUCAAUCCCAUGUUUCCUGAAAGUUCAGGACACAGAAACAACUUGUAAACAGAGACACUAACAUUACAGUUGACUCCCCCUUGUAAAUCUGGAUUUGCCUCGGAGCAAUUUGACUGUAGAUGAUAUCAUCAGAGACCUGUGUGUGUCAGUCAAGGGGUUGUUAUUUAAGUUGCCCUACUCAAAUGUCAACAAACCCUUCUGUUGCACCCUCCUAUAUCAAAGAGGCAUUCAAACCUGCCAAAAGGGUCACUUGUUCCAAGCGGGUCAUAUUUCAUCCCAUAUUGUUAUGUCAAUGUGUAACUAAAUGCCAAGUGUAACCUUUAAUCCCAUUUCAGGAACUCUGACAAACUUCUUAAGAUUUCAUGUGAACUGAAAUAUCCCUCAAGCUAACUGACUGCCAUAUCUCACUAUUCUCAUGUCUUUUUCAAUACAGCCUUUAUAUACUAACCCUAUUUCGUUGAGAGUGAGGGGUGCAUAUUGCUGAAUUCGUGUUAUUAAUGAGUACACAAUAAUAUAACUAGUAGAAAUAUUUGAUAAACAAAUAUGCCAGUGAUCUGUGCACAUUGCUGAUAAACAUGUGUUUUAUGUGGUGUAAUGGGAAAUUAACCGUUUGUAAUGGGAAGUGUUGGGUAUGGAGAGAGCAGAACAUGAUAUGGAUGAUGCCUCUGUGAGGUGAGGACUGGCAUUGAUCUUGAUUAGAUGCUGUUGGGUGUAUCGGUAGAAAAGAGGAGGCUGAUGAUGACCCAGCGCUGUGAUAUGAGUUUCAACAGACGGUCGAGCUAGAUUUAAAGUCAACCCUUUGAGCCACUAUCUGAUUCGCAAGGUUUCACAUUGAUCUGUCACUUUCCCAACUAUUGGAAAUGAUUACUGUCUUAUUCUGAAGCCUUCUCCCCGAAGGGUGCUCUUUGCUCACGAUCGUUAAAAAGGAAGGGACAGACUGGUGUAGGAAAUGGUGGCAACUCUCUCCAUCAUGCUUCUAAAAAUGGCAAUGUUUUAAAAUUGAUGCAUAAAAGUGAGCAAGCCAAGUGCACACUUUAGGGAGAAGGGUGGGGAACUGGAACACCAAUUCAUUCACUCUACCUUCUUAAAUGGAUUUACAUGUAAAUGUUUGAUUUGCUACCUCUCAAUCUAGAUGGCUCCAUGAUUGAAACGUAUGUUUUUACUAUUGAAAUUUAAGAUGAUUCAAAUCACAUCACCCAUUUACAGUUUUUCCUUGAUUCAGGAAAGAGACGUGUUUUAACCCUUCUCUGUCAGGAUGUUGACAGAAGACCUCAUUGGUGAUAGGUCAUGUGUUGUGUAUAUAAAGAGAAGGGUAUGUUUGUUGAACAUACGGAGAAAGUUUUGUCUGUACAAGUAUUGAUUGUGUGAAGGGAGGCUAAAAUCGACCCUUUCAGUGUUCUUUUUGAAGUCUUGAUGUUAUGGAUUGGGUUUGGAAUUUUGCCCCUUUGACAAUUUCUGUCUGUUGUCAUUUUCUUGUUUGUUAGUUUUGCUCUCAGCAUUUUUCUCAUAUAGGUCUUCAAACUCUCUAAACAUGUUUGCCAAUAAAAUGUGUUUAUUGCCCUUGC